This is a messenger RNA of Ornithodoros turicata, 1940 nucleotides long. RefSeq names its product serine/threonine-protein kinase PAK 1-like (gene Pak3). Gene Ontology annotation, molecular function: ATP binding; protein serine/threonine kinase activity. The record is from RefSeq and is a predicted model, not a curated record. Gene Ontology annotation, cellular component: cytoplasm. The transcript has 8 exons. Lineage: Eukaryota; Metazoa; Arthropoda; Arachnida; Ixodida; Argasidae. Gene Ontology annotation, biological process: intracellular signal transduction; regulation of MAPK cascade; regulation of axonogenesis. Bases 208 to 1593 code for a protein of 461 amino acids.
UACACGACUACGCGCGAAGGAAACGGAUAAGGGGUGUGAUUAUCGCUGCAGUGGUGCUCAACAAGAGCCAUCUAACCGAGCUAACGGUACCUCACCGCCUCACCCGUAUGGGGUGUGUCGGCCAGUUUCGCGUAAUAUUUUGACAGUGUCGACUCAUUUGUGCUGUCGUUUUGGAACAGAAGACCAGUAUUCACCUUCACAAACAGGAUGAGUUUUUUCUCGAAGCUACGUCAGCAGCCACCAUGGAGAAAAGAAAAACGUGGUGCGGAUUCCAACGGAAGCUCAUCCAGCAGUAUAGAGCGGAUCGGGCAGCCUUUUUCAGUCUCCCACGUGGUGCACGUUGCCAAAAAUCCUGACACUGGUCACGUUGAGGGCUUACCGGAGCCCUGGCUACGGCUGCUACAGAACUCCAACAUCAGCGCAAAAGAGCAAAGUAGCCACCCUGAUGCAGUACUACAGGCACUGAAGUACUACCAGCAUUCCAUCAAGCACAAAAACGGGUUAGCGAAGUAUUUGGCGACCGAAGCGACAGUUGAGGAAGAAUCGCACGAGAUCGCGAAUACUGAACCAGAGGCAAGCGAUGACGAAGGCCUCAAGGACGAAGCACCCAAGCCUCGACAGGCGGCGGAACCGCAGAAGAAAGCCGAGGAGGUUGUGGUCCCGCCCGUGCUACGCAAAAGGACGGAACCUCAAUCGAAGCUGUCCGACGAGGAGGUCAUGUUAAAACUGAAAGAGGUGGUGAACCCUCGAGAUCCCAAGGAGAGGUACACCCUGCUAGACAAGAUCGGCUCGGGGGCAUCGGGAACAGUGUACACAGCGCGGGAUGCAAAGUCGGGACAGAAGGUGGCCAUCAAGAGCAUGGACCUGAGCCAGCAACCCAAGAAAGAACUCAUCCUGACGGAGAUUCAAGUGAUGAGCGAAAACCAGCAUCCCAACCUCGUCAAUUUCCUGGACGCCCACUUGGUCGGGGAGGGGGAUUUGUGGGUGGUGAUGGAGUUUCUGGAGGGGGGCGCGCUCACGGACGUUGUCUCAGAGACCGUCAUGAAGGAGGAACAGAUGGCUGCCGUCUGCCUCGAAGCCACCAGGGCCAUUACGUUUCUCCACAGUAAGGGCAUCAUCCACAGGGACAUAAAGUCCGACAACGUACUGCUGGGCAUGGACGGAGCCGUGAAGGUGACGGACUUUGGGUUCUGCGCCCAGAUCAGGCCGGAAGAAAAAAGGCACACAAUGGUGGGCACGCCCUACUGGAUGGCGCCUGAAGUUGUGACGCGGAAGCAGUACGGACCCAAGGUCGACAUCUGGUCACUGGGCAUCAUGGUCCUGGAAAUGCUGGACGGAGAGCCUCCGUACUUGAACGAGACCCCCCUCAAGGCCCUAUACCUGAUCGCCACCAACGGGAAGCCCCCCAUCAAAGAAAAGGAACGACGCUCUCCGGAGCUACUGGACUUUUUGGACCGCUGUCUAGAGGUGGACGUGGAGGCACGAGCAACAGCCGAAGAGCUCCUCCACCAUCCGUUCCUACGUAAAGCAUCCAGCCUGAGUUCCAUAGUGCCCCUCAUACGAGCUGCCAAAAAGGUGCUCAAUAAGGCAUGAUGAUGAUCUCCAGUCAUAUUAUUUCUGCUAUUUAUCACGUGUCACUUUUUUUUUUUAAACUUUUGUACAUGAGAACAAUCUCCGUGGAACGACGGCGAAGAGCAUUCCACUUAUGCAAGCGCUUUUUUUUGUUGUUUGUGAUAUGUGCUUGUCAGUUUGCAAAGUAUUCGUACUAUUUCCGCGAAGGAAAAUAGGGACUACAUUCCGAGGUCAAGUCGACGUGCCUUCAUUUGUGCUGCAUUUGGAGGUUUUUUAUAGUCUUAAGAAAGGCCACAUUUUCUACACUCUUUGUACGUUCUUUUACAAGAUUUGGAAAGAAAUUAUUAAUAAAGCCAUCUUUGACAUGC